This is a messenger RNA of Trichophyton benhamiae CBS 112371, 588 nucleotides long. RefSeq lists its product as uncharacterized. The record is from RefSeq and is a predicted model, not a curated record. NCBI's taxonomy places the organism in Eukaryota, Fungi, Ascomycota, Eurotiomycetes, Onygenales, Arthrodermataceae. The coding region runs from base 1 to 588 and encodes 195 amino acids. The transcript is spliced from 3 exons.
AUGAUGGAGUCGUUUGUUGAUGUACCGAGUCAGAACGGACACCCCUGUGACACCGCAGGCGCAGUAAAAGAAGGCGAGGGAGACGAUAUCCUCGCAGAUGAUCAAGUCGAGUCGAGUCGAUCCAAGCAGAGGCAAGCAAGGUGCUAUGCACUAGAUGUUGUUUCUGUCUGGGCAGAGUCGGCCGGCAGUGACGGUAGUACCGAGGAAGUACCCCUUUGGCAGUCAAAGUGUGUCAAAGAGGGGAAGAGGAAAGCAGAAGAAUAUAGUAGGAGGAGGAAGAAGAAGAAGAACAAGAAGAAGGAGAAGAAGGAGAAGGGAGAUAAAGUCGAAGGAAGCCGGCGAGAGAUGAGGCUAAAGAAGCGAAGAGAAGGCUACGUCAGAGCCAGCAAGAAGGAUGCAAGUCAUGGGCGGCCCAUGGAGACAUCGACAUCAUGGAUGGCAUGCCAUGGCAUCUCUCGGAGAGGGGGCACCAAAGAGUGGUCAGAGGUCCCGGGGAGACAGCCAGCCAGGCAAGCCGCAGGCGUGAGCAGGCAAGGUACCGGUACAUCGCCAACAAGUGACCAGCUCACAGGGGGUCCCUUCAACUAG